CGCCACGAACGCCGGCGCGCUCCGUUCCGUUAGUCACGCGUUGUCCGCCCGCGCCACGUAACUCGCCCAGCGUCCGCGUCGUCGUUGUUAUCGUUUUCCGCGUAACUCGUUCCGGCGUACCGCACGUCGUUCGGUACCGCGUAACUCGCGCGCGCACCCGUCGAACACGUUAACCGCGCGUUCACCGCCUUGCCCGCGGUCCAACGGGAUUUUUCCCCGACUACUCCUCCCGGCAGCCAUUUAUGGAUUCAGUGAAAUGAACAACGACGAAGAGGUGCUAAGAGUGUUCAGAGGUGAAUUGGACACCGCAGGAUGGGCUAUACCCAGGCUGGUCAAGGUUUUCAUCGCGUCCACCAAAAACGAUUUUCUGGAAGAAAGAAGAUGUAUUCUAGAAAACGUGGGACCAGAUCUACAGAACAUGUACGAUUCGACCGGGUUGGAGGUAGAGUUCGUCGACAUGCAUUAUGGCAGCGAAUCGGAUCCAAUCAAAAAUCCUUUUUUGUUUGCGGAACAUUUAGAAGAAAUAAAAAAUUGUCGAGCUGUUUCCCGAGGAUGUUUCUUUUUGUGCUUGGUGGGCGACGAACAUCAACCGUGCCCGGCGCCCGUGCGCAUAGCGGAGGACGCGUACGAGCAGCUGAAAGACGCGGCGCAGGAGCUGAACUUGGAGUGGUCGGCCGUGGAGAAUGCUUACCAACUGGACCCGUUGAACAACCACUAUUCGCUGGCGAAACCAGACGACAAGGAUCAGGAAAAGUUGCGGCUUUGGUUUGAAAACCAUGACAAAGCGUUAGCGGUCAUGCAAGAAGCUUCGCAAGAGCUGUUGAGCAGAGGUCUAAUUGUCGACCCUCAGAUAUUUCAUUCGGCCGUUCAGCACCAGACACUGCACGCUUUGGACUUGAACAAGGAUCACACGGUGGUGUACAGCAGAGAGUUCACUGGGCGGCACGACUAUGGGUGCGGUGCCGACGAGACGAUCGCGUCGUUCAAACACUUCCUGAAGGACACGGUGUCGCCGGACAACCUGAUCGAACUGAGCGUGGAAUGGAAACCGGGCGGCGUGGACGGCGAACAUCCCGAGCACGACAUGUACCUGACCAUAUUCCAGGAGGCGGUCGUGUCCAAGAUGCAGUGCAUGAUCAACGCGAGCAUCGAGCAGCGGCCCGAGCUGAACGCCCGGAACAAGACGGUGCAGGAGGUGCUGAAGGAGGCGAUCGUGCACAUCGCGCACUGCAGGGACCUGAUCGCGCUCAGCCCGCCGGACCCACGGCUGGCCGGGCCGGUGGACAAGAUCCGAACGAUGAUGACGACGGCGGCGGCGACCGGCCGACACGGGCCGAUCGUGGUGCGCGGCGGCCUGGGCUCGGGCAAGACGUCCAUCGUGACCGCCGUCUACCAGCAGUGCGAGAAAUGGUUCGACCGGCGGCCGAUGCGCGUGGUCCGGUUCUCGGGCGUCACGCCCCGGGCCUCGUACAACCUAGAACUGUUGCGCGUCAUCUGCGAACAGCUGUCGUACGCGCUCCAGCCGAACGGGCUGUGCGUGCCGCUAGACGCGUCGUUCGACCCGCUCUACGUCAGCGACUGGUUCCAGACGCUGCUCAAGCGUUUCGAGGACGAGUGCCGGUCGUCCACGCUGGUCCUUUUCAUCGACGACCUGCAUCGGUUGAACCCGCUGGACUCAGACAUCGUGGCCGGCCUCUCGUGGUUGCCCACUGUGCUGCCGGCCAACGUGCACAUCUUGUGCACCACCCUGUACGUUCCGGACGAACUGAAGAUGACGCCGCUGCAGAAAGACCGCUUCAUGAACUCUGAGUUUUACAUGGAACUACCGGACGCCGACAUAGAGACAAUCAAGACGACCAUUAAUAAUAUGUUCGACGGCUACGAACAGCUUUUUGGUUUUAAGGCCGUCUCCAGAUUAGCUUCGUAUAUAUCUGUAUCUGAAUUCGGUUUAACAGAAACCGAACUUCUCGAGCUUCUUAUGCCGACUACCGGUGACUUUAGUGCUCCGUUAAAACUAGAAGACGGACAUUUUAAUUUUUCCACGUUUUGUACGGCUAAAAAAACUAUAAUGCCCUUGCUAUUCGAAAAGUUCAUGAGCGGUCGUAUAUUGUUGUGCUGGAGACACAAAAUAACGUACGAUGUCGUGAGGCAAAGGUACCUCACAUCAAAAAUACAUCAAAGGACCUUGCAUAUGGAUAUCGGGAAUUUGUUCUACAGCGAAUUUUCCAAAGAUGAAUCGGAAUCAAAAACUGAUGGUUCGGCGAGCAAAGACGGAGAAACGAUAAUACAAAACGAUAUGACAUAUAGUUUAAGACACGUUGAAGAAUCUUGGAUCCAUCUUCUCAAAGCAGGUGACAACACGAGACUCAAAGAGCUGACGUUGUGCAAUUUCGAUUUUUUACUGGCGGCCGUGCGAACAAUAUCCGUCAGUUACCUCCGUUCUAUAUUGGAACACGCGCGGUGUUACGUAUUGGACAGAGACGUUGAAUUGGUCUAUUACACAGUGAGGAAAUCCAGUGACGUGCUCACGAGAGACACCUUGCAACUCGGAGCACAGAUAAUAAGUUGGCUACGGCCCGUGGCGGACAGUAGCAAACUGAUGCACAGGAUCGUGAGGUGUUCGGUGUCGUGGUGCGACGGCUUCACAGAUCCAUUAUUGGUGCCGCACACGAGUUGGUUACAACCGCCUUUACCUCUUCACAUCAAAUGUGUUAACUGUGGUAUACCGAUCCGUUAUAUAGCCCCCACUCCAUCGGCGCAACACGUGGUCGUCAUACCGCAAGAAGGCGAUGCUCAACUUUGGCACACUAUGGGCAAUACGAGGAUUCAAACUUUUCAAGGACAUCAGAAACCUAUUAAAUGUUUGAAUAUAAACAAAAAUCCUCAGUUAUUGGUUACUGGUUCUGAAGAUCAUAGUGUCCUUGUUUGGGACCUAAACACAUACGCUUUAGUGGCGAAAUACGCCAAUUUAGAAUCGUUAGUCUUAAGCCUAUGUGUGGCUACGAUCAAUGAUGGCGGAAAUAAAGAACUCGGUGUAGUUAUGGGCUGCGAAAACAGUAAAAUACUUCUGUCCACGUUAAAAGGCAAAUUGGUAAAAAAAAUAGACUAUCACAAAGGACCCAUCACAGCGGUUCAGUUAACAUCGCAAGACGUUCUAGUAACGGGGUCGUCGGAUUGCAUGGUGUGCUUGUGGGAAAUGGACACGCUCGACCUGCUCAACACCAUUGAAUUACCUGGUCCCGUUCAAAUGUUGGACAUAUCGAUCGAUUCGAUGUUUUUGCUGGUGCUUUGCGAGGGCAAUCAGCUCUGGUUGCACGCGCUUGCCACCGGCACCCUCAUACACAACUUGAAGGGAUACUGCUCCAAGGUCAUGUCGAUCGCACUGGCCGAGGACUGUCAACGUGCAGUGGUGGCCGGCGUCGAUUCCAGAGUAUACAUUUACGACAUACACUCGGGUGAUCUCGACCUAGUCCCCAUUUCCACUUCGCCACAUCACAAAGAAGUCAUAGCCGUAAAGAUCACCAAUAACGACGAUUUUCUUGUUACCGCCGGAAACGGAAAGAUCGCCUACUGGAACUUCAGGAAAAUGGGAGGCGCGCAAUCCAUCAACAAACAACCGUCACCGUUGUCGAAAAAACCGCACACCAUGGCGAUCACCUGUUUGGACAUAUCGCGAGACGGGACUAUGGCUGUCACGGGCGGUUUAGACAGUCUUGUGAACGUUUGGCACCUGAACGUGGAGAGCUUGGAAAACGUCUAUCAACUGAACAACAACGAACUCCAUUCCACCAUGCACGGUCACACGGCCGCCAUAACGUGCCUGGCCAUCGCUUCCAACGGGCUGUUCGCCGUGUCUGGUUCCGAGGACAAGCUCGUGCUGGUCUGGGGCCUGACCGUGGGCAGCGCCGUGUUCACAUUCAGCGGGCAUCAGUCGGCCAUCACCGCGGUGGAAGUGACGUCCGACAGCGAAAAAGUGGUGUCCAGCGAUAAGGCGGGCGUUAUAGCGGUCUGGCUGUCGGACAACGGCACGUUGUUGAACUCAGUGAUUUGUCCGGCCACAAACUUAUCAGUGACCAACAACAUGAAGUAUCUGGUCAGCGGUGACGGACAUUUCUCGUUGCACAUUUGGCCAUUGUCGGUGAAAAAUGAGGGCGGCCCGUGGACGGAAAAAUGGCCCGUCAGUCACACGGAAGAAAUCACGUGUUUCGUCAUAACGUACGACUCGUUGCAGAUAAUCACCGGGUCCAAAGACAUGUCGUUAAAAGUGUGGCAAAUCAACGGCGGCAAACUAUCGCAGGUACUGGUCGGCCACGAGGACCAAGUGACGUGCGUGGCCGUGGCCAUCAGCGACAAGUCGAUCGUCGUCUCCGGGUCGUGGGACGCCAACCUCAUCAUAUGGGACAUACACACGGGCGACGACAGACACCUGCUGACCGGGCACCUGGGCCACGUGACGUGCGUCAAGCUCAGCGGCGACGGGUCGGUGGCGCUGUCCGGGUCCGACGACAAGCGCAUAAUCGUGUGGGACACGAAACGCGGCGUCGCGCUCACGUCGCUGCAGCUGCACCUGCCCAUACUGGGACUGUCCAUGUCCACGGACGUGACCCGGGUCGCGGUCCAUCUGUACGAGAGCCAGUACCUACCGAUCACGCAGCUGAUGAACACGCCCGCGCAGUACGUCAAGGUCCCGGUGUUCAUCAACCGCGAACACAGAUCGUUGGCCGCCAAGAAACCCAUGAGGAGGAUGUUGAUUAAGGAAUACUCGUUGGACUCGUACACGUGGCAGAGGAAGUACGCGCACUUGACCUCGUCGAUAACGCGAGCGGCCGUGGACGAAAAGUUGCGCAGAUUUUCCGUGUCGGCCAGCAUGGAAGAAAUAUCGAAACAGGCCAACAACAACGACAACAUGGGAUCGCAGAACCUGGGACCCGAACAGGCAGCUCUGGCACAAUCGCAACACUUUGACCAAUUGAUCGCCGAAUGGAAUAACAAACGAUCGCCUUCAAAAUCCACAAGUCGACCGAACGUGUUUUUGUCGAAGCAGAACUCGAGAUCGAGCAGACAGCAUUCAGCCGACGAAGAAAGCCACGGCAGCGACGAUUAUAUAUGAUGAAAUAACGUCUAUCACACAUUCGCUGAUCACGCCCUAGACAAAUCUUACUUCAUUCACCAUUAUUGCAACCUAAUUGUGAUCAAACAUUCAAUCAUUCUUCUUUUUAGUAAUUAAUGUUUAACAUUACAGAAACAUAAUUUUAAGUCUUUGCAAUAAAUACCUUUUAUGGUACAUUAUUAUAAUAUUAAGUAAAUAACAUGGUAUAGCUACUGUUGACCAUUUUUUCCUAGUCAUUACAAGAUUGUAGUGUAGUAUAAGACCAUUAGAUUAAGUAAAAUAUUAUGAGCACGAGAAGAAUUGCUGAUUUUAUUUCAACUCUUUGACAAUGAAGAAUUUUCCUAGACAUUCCAACUCAAUAACAAAAAAUUAAUUUAAUGAAUAUACAACAUAAAUAUAGAAGUCAUGAUGUCAUCGUCAUAUAGAAAUUGUAAGAUUAUAUUUUAACCAAUUAAUAAUAGGUAAAACAUUACUAGUCAAACAAGUAAUCAUUAAUUAAUAAGAAAAGAUAAUUCUUUAUUUGUUUUUUAUGAUGACUAAAUAUUGAAUAAUGUCAAUCUAAAUUAGUUCUUGGAUAUUUGGGGUUAAUUACUUGCAUUACAAAGAAAUUUCAAAAUAAUCAUUACAG
This is a messenger RNA of Sipha flava (yellow sugarcane aphid), 5738 nucleotides long. RefSeq names its product NACHT domain- and WD repeat-containing protein 1. The coding region runs from base 257 to 5110 and encodes 1617 amino acids. The record is from RefSeq and is a predicted model, not a curated record. The transcript is spliced from 25 exons. NCBI's taxonomy places the organism in Eukaryota, Metazoa, Arthropoda, Insecta, Hemiptera, Aphididae. Gene Ontology annotation, molecular function: protein binding.